AACGUAGCAAAUGUUUACCGCUACAGGCAACAGCAAGCGGUGAAUUUAGGUUCUUGGUUUGUGCAUGAAAACUGGAUGACACCCUCCGUGUUUGACUGUGCGGCUGGGAAGAAACUUUCUGAAAUCGAUAUCGCAACUGGAUGGGGCUCAACCACCUCUGCUCGAGCUGUUCUGGAACGCCAUUGGGAUACCUUUAUUAUGGUCUCUGACUUCGAAUAUCUUGCUAGUAUCGGAAUCAACACCGUUCGACUGCCAAUCGGCUAUUGGAGUCUUGGUCCGGGUUUCUUGGCUGGAACGCCCUUUGCUAACGUUGCUGAUGUCUAUCAAAAUUCUUGGUCAAGGGUCAUCCGUGCAGUCAACUGGGCUGGACACUACGGCAUCGGCGUACUUAUCGACUUGCAUGGAGCGCCUGGCAGUCAAAACGGAGAGCCACAUUCCGGAGUGUCCGACCAUCAGAUAAACUUAUUCAAUAAUCCGGAUAACGUGGAUAAAACGAUCAACGUUUUGACUUUUCUGGCACAGACGUUUGCUAGCGUUACCAACGUGGUCGGACUAGAGCUCUUGAAUGAACCCCAGUAUAACUCUGUUCUUGAAGAUUUCUGUACGUCGGACACUUCAUCGGCCUCUGAGUUCCUUCCUAUUUAUGUGCAUGACGGGUUUGACCUUGAACGGUUCAGUGCGUUCGUAUCAAAAAGGAGUGACUUCGUGAUCCAGGACCAUCACUCCUACUUUGUCUUCACCCCUUCAGAUAUCGAGGAGCCUGCGUCUCAACACACGAACGAUGUUACUCAUGGCAUUGCUUCCUCUCUGGCUAAUGUAUCCUCGGGUCAACGGUGCAACCUUGUCGUCCACGAAUGGUCUUGUGCCUUGACCGAUCAAAGUCUCGCUGGCGAAUCGAACAAGGACAAAGCACGCAAAGACUUCUGUGCUGCGCAGAUGAAGGUGUAUCAGGGUACUACUGCCGGCUGGGCAUUCUGG
Molecule: messenger RNA, 978 nt
Organism: Laccaria bicolor S238N-H82
Lineage: Eukaryota; Fungi; Basidiomycota; Agaricomycetes; Agaricales; Hydnangiaceae
Product: glycoside hydrolase family 5 protein
Exons: 3
Biological process (GO): glucan catabolic process
Cellular component (GO): cell surface; extracellular region
Molecular function (GO): glucan endo-1,6-beta-glucosidase activity
Source: RefSeq, a predicted model, not a curated record